GGGGCCUGGGUUUAGUCUUGGGUGUGCUGUUUUCAUAACAAACCAAAAGAUCGAAAGGGCAAGUUCGUUGGUAAAACUUCGUUAUCUUUGUUCUCAAAGAAAGGCUAAACACACGGAUAGCAUGCCUUGAUCUAGGAAAUAUGUGAUACCCAGUGACGCGAACAAAUCGACGCGAUUAGAGUCAAGCAUGCAGAAAGACCACACAUCGAUAUUACCCGCUUGAAAGAAUUGUUAUGAAACAUCCAUAAAAACAACAAGUUUAUUCUGAUUUACAAGCUAACCAAGUAGUUUGCUAGUAUUAUGGCUGCAUUAUUUCCUCCCGGUGUGUUUGGAGCAGCGAUGGGAGACAUUCUUAGUGACCCACCAGCUCUACAACCAUCUCGUAGUAUUGCGAGAGAUUUCGACCCAAAGUUUUUAUUCCUUGGCGAAGGACAAGAUCCUCUAAUGCUUUGUCAGAAACUUCUACAAACAGUCGUGGACCAUGAGAUAUUUGGACAAAGCCGGCCUUCUAUUUGUGUACCAAGUUUAAUGCCGAAAGCAGUAGACGAAAUGCCCCUGACAGCCCGCCAUCUGCAAAUGGUGUCUUUCGGAAGAAAAUUCCACUGGAAGAAAGAUCAAAUAGAAGGGCUAUUUUACGUAACGAACUAUGAAAAUUUAAAGAUGGAAGGACUCAGAACACGGAGAGAAAUCCCAGUUGAAGAUUUCAUACUCGAGAGAAACGUGCCCAGGUGCGACCUAUUCGGUGUCAUCUUUCAAAAAGUUGAACCUCUAUGGCUGAGCAAUAUUCAUUCGGCUGAAAUCUAUAAUUUUAAAAAGCGUUUAGCUAGCGCUUUGAGAAUUCCCACUGGACGAAUUCUUUGGGUCCAAAGACCGUUUGAUUUUACAGAAUUUGUAGAGAAAACUAUGCUUCACGUAUACAGAAGAAGAGAGGACAAGGAAUGCGAGGAAAAUGAGCAGAUAGCAAAAGGUCAAUUCCUAAAAUCCAAGGGUGCAAUGCCAGAGGAGAUCUGUGGCCCUAUCACUAUGUGCUAUGGAGACAUACCUGAGAAGAACGGAAUCACAUUAUCUGAGGGUGUUUAAACCCACUGCCAUCCAGUGAAUAAAUAGUUUAUCUAGUAGGAAAGAACUCUACCAUUCACACGUUAGUGAGGUUAUUCCCAAUUGUUUAAUGCUUUGCAAUUCAAUAUUUAAGAACAUUUUCAGGGUAGAUAGUGCCCCCUUUUAUCUCAGCAAUAAUGAAUUUGUAAAUAUAUUGAUAAUAGGCAGUGAAAGUAUUGUCAAUAGAUAUUAUUAAAAGUUUCAGCACUUUUGGAGGAUUUGUUGUUUAUGAUGGCCAUAGACAAUGGUUAUUCAGCAACACUUUUGGUAGUUUCCCCAUACUCUUUCAUUUAUUUUCAGUGCUAGACAAUGUAGGUUUGAACUUAGAAUAAACAUCUUUUUGGGGGUAUUGUUUUCUGAGGAAGGGGGGUAGUAUUUGGCUCACCAUGUGUUUGGAGGGAGGAGUGGGUAAAAUCUUAAUUUCCAAGGUGCAAAAGUUGAGAAUUGCAUAUAAAAUUCCCUUUCCAUUGCUGAAGGAAGCACCCUAGCACCCAUGAUUUCAUACCAACUGUUAAACAAUGGUUAUAGCUUAACAAGCAAGUAUCUUAAUAUUAGGUAAACGUCUACUAGGUAACCAUUUACCUAAUGACAUGGGAUGGUUGCCUAAUGACUUUCAUCAUAAAAACAGACUCCAUAGUAUUUCCUUUUUUUACUUCUGAGCUUUUUUUUCGAAACAUUUGCAGCAUUUUACAAAGUAAACAUCCUAAGGGACAAGUGGGCAGAUACUAGUGACAAUACAAAUAACAAUUAAUGAGAAAAGGCAGCAGAAGUAUCUUAAGAGUCUCUCCGCGAAAACUAUCAUUACUCCUCCAUUGCCUAUUAUCAUGAUUUCUCCAUCGCCUAUUGUCAUAUCUUGAUAGAGAGAAUGUAAAUAAAAUAAAGCCAUUAAAAAAAUAAUUACAUGCUAAAUCUGGCCCAGACCCUAAUGUGUGUCUAUACUUUGGGUCCCUGGGUCUUCCCCAUCCAGGUGGAACCUCAAAUUGUCUUUUAUUGAGUUGUAUUGUACUACAAAUUAGUCUUUGUUGAACUGAAUAAUGAAUAAAAAUGAAAAUAAAACACUAUUUUACACCGGU
Molecule: messenger RNA, 2171 nt
Organism: Nematostella vectensis (starlet sea anemone)
Lineage: Eukaryota; Metazoa; Cnidaria; Anthozoa; Actiniaria; Edwardsiidae
Exons: 3
Coding region: 301-1080 (259 amino acids)
Source: RefSeq, a predicted model, not a curated record